AUGAAGAAAAAAGGCCGUGGUACUAUGGACCAGUCCAUAGAAAAAAACACUAAAAUAGUCGCUGUUCGUUGGUACGACACAAGAGCUGUCAAUGUACUAUCUACAUUCUCUGGUACAGAUCCCAGAAAUCCAGUUAGUCGAUUUGAAAAAUCCAAAUCAAUGUAUGUCCCAGUACAGAGGCCAGCAGUUAUAAAACUGUACAAUGAAAACAUGGGAGGGGUAGACCUUCAUGACUGUUGUGUGGCCAAAAAUUCCUACCGCAUUAAGUCCAAGCGGUGGUACAUGUACAUUUUUUGGCAGACCAUUAGAAUGAUGCUUGUGAAUGCCUGA
This is a messenger RNA of Physella acuta, 330 nucleotides long. RefSeq names its product piggyBac transposable element-derived protein 2-like. The record is from RefSeq and is a predicted model, not a curated record. Lineage: Eukaryota; Metazoa; Mollusca; Gastropoda; Physidae.